AUAUCAAACCCUACCCUUGUCCCAAUUUCCAUUUCCAACCGUCUUCAAAAACCUGUUUUUAUUUCAUUUUCUCUCACUUUUUCAAGAGAAAAAAGCCGUACAUCUUUGUCUUACUUUUUUCUAGCCUACCAAUCAAGCUUCUCUCUUUGUUUUUUCCUUGCUGAUGAGCUGGAUUUCAAAAUUUUCAAUUCCUUCAAUCCCAAACAGCAAAUAUAUAGGGGAGAGAAUAAUUAGUAGAAUAGUUUUUAUAUAUAGGAAAAAUUCGAAAAGCAAAAAGCUUCUUGGCGACGACUUGCUUUGUUGAAAUUCAGUGGUUUUAGAGAGAGAAAGAGGAAUGUAAGUUCUGAAAUUAAGGAAUUUAAUCGAAGAAGAAGAAGAAGAAGAGAGAGAUGGUGGUGAGGAAGGUUGGGAAGUACGAGGUUGGGAGGACGAUCGGCGAAGGAACGUUCGCGAAGGUGAAGUUUGCGCAGAACACAGAAACUGGUGAGAGUGUGGCUAUGAAAAUUCUCGAUCGUAGCACCAUCAUCAAGCACAAAAUGGUCGACCAGAUUAAGAGGGAGAUAUAUAUAAUGAAGCUUGUUAGACAUCCAUAUGUUGUUCGUCUACAUGAGGUUAUAGCAAGUCGUACAAAGAUCUACAUAAUCUUGGAAUUCAUUACAGGUGGCGAGUUGUUUGAUAAAAUAGUUCACCAUGGACGACUUAGUGAAGCUGAAUCUCGUGGAUACUUCCAACAGCUCAUUGAUGGUGUUGAUUACUGUCACAGUAAGGGAGUCUAUCAUAGAGAUUUGAAGCCUGAAAAUCUUUUAUUAGAUUCCCAAGGAAAUCUUAAAAUUUCAGAUUUUGGACUCAGUGCAUUACCUGAGCAAGGUGUCAGCCUUCUUCGGACAACCUGUGGAACCCCUAACUAUGUUGCUCCAGAGGUACUUAGUCACAAGGGUUAUGAUGGUGCUGCCGCAGAUGUUUGGUCAUGUGGGGUCAUCCUUUAUGUUCUGAUAGCAGGAUAUCUCCCCUUUGAUGAGAUUGAUCUCACUACACUGUACAGUAAGAUUGAUAAAGCAGAGUUCUCAUGUCCAUCCUGGUUUCCAGUAGACGCAAGAUCUUUGAUUUAUCGAAUUUUAGACCCGAAUCCUGAAACUCGUAUUCGGAUUGAAGAGAUCAGGAAUGAUGAGUGGUUCAAUAGGGGUUAUGUUCCUGUCAGACUUCCUGAAAUUGAAGAUAUUAACCUGGACGAUAUGAAUGCUGUUUUUGAUGAUCCUGAGGAAGAACAAGCUAAUGAGCAUUGCAGUAAUGAGGAGCUGGCACCUUUGAUUCUUAACGCAUUCGACCUAAUUAUUCUCUCACAAGGCUUGGACCUUUCGGCUAUGUUUAAUCGUGGGCAGGAUUCUGUGAAGCAUCAAACACGCUUUGUUUCACAAAAACCAGCAAAGGUUGUUUUGUCCAGUAUGGAAGUUGUUGCACAAUCAAUGGGUUUCAAAACACAUAUUCGUAAUUUUAAGAUGAGAGUGGAAGGUCUUUCAGCGAAUAAGACUUCACACUUCUCAGUAAUGCUGGAAAUAUUUGAGGUUGCUCCCACAUUUUUCAUGGUAGACAUUCAAAAAGCAGCUGGAGAUGCUAGUGAAUAUCUCAAGUUUUACAAGAACUUUUGCAGCAAUCUUGAGGAUAUUAUCUGGAAACCACCAAAUGAAUCAUCCAAAUCAAGGAUUACCAAGACUAAGAGUAAAAGGCGUUGAUUUUGAAUCUCGAAGCAACAUCUGUUUCCGGUAUGUGUUCUAUAGAAGAUUUACCUAUUUCUUUUAGAGACGACUACUCAUUGCAAUCAUAAGAUAAGCAGUUCUAUUGCAGUUUACCGAACCCCACCCACCUUCCCUCGCUCGCCACCCACAUCCCACCUGAAAGAAUGGGUAGGCCUCUCGAGCCGAGUUGGUCAAAAACUCCCACAAUUUUGUAUAAUUAUUGUGUGUAAGUUUUUAAUUUUAUCUAAAGCUUUAUCUCUCUCUUUCAUUAUAAUGCCAUUAAACCAUUUUGUAGCCAGAGGAGUACAAGUUGAGAGAUUUUUUUCUCUUUUAAUCUAAAUGAAGCAUCUUUUCUGUAAGUUCA
Cornus florida is the source of this 2097-nucleotide messenger RNA. RefSeq names its product CBL-interacting serine/threonine-protein kinase 8. Gene Ontology annotation, molecular function: protein kinase activity; ATP binding. The transcript has 14 exons. Gene Ontology annotation, biological process: signal transduction; protein phosphorylation. NCBI's taxonomy places the organism in Eukaryota, Viridiplantae, Streptophyta, Magnoliopsida, Cornales, Cornaceae. The record is from RefSeq and is a predicted model, not a curated record. The coding region runs from base 390 to 1730 and encodes 446 amino acids.